GUAGUACCUCUGUACGGACACCGGGUGUCGCUGUGCGCGGCGCUCUCGCUGCUCUGAGGUGAAUGGCGGCCCCGGUAGUCGGUUCCGGUGUCGGCGGGUGAAGCCGCGGAAUGAAGCGGGACCGGAGAGGGCGGAGCUCGGCAUGUCACCGGAGGAAUGUCCGGGGAGCCGCCAGAGAGGAGGAGGACGGGGGAGAGAAACCGGCCGAGGAGGAGGAGAGCGGAGCGGGUAUCGGGAAGACGCUGAGCAGCGGAUACUGCCGGCUGUGCCAUGGCAGGUUCUCGUCCCGCAGUCUGCGCCAGGCCUUCGGGAAAGUGCCGGUCACCGGCGGAAGCUCGGAGAAGCAGAAGCGGAUGGAUCAGGUUUUCUUCGCCGACUUCCAGCAGCUGGUCGGGGUGUCGGUGCGCCGGGACCCCCGCCUGCCGCAGUUUGUAUGCAAGGACUGCCACGCCCAGUUCUACAAAUGCCGCAGCGUGCUGAGGACAUUCAUCCAGAGGGUGAACCUCUCCCCGACCUGCCAGGACACCAACAUAACCAGCAAACCUCAGAAUCCGGAUGCUGUUCCCCCGGGCCCCUGUGCAGAUCUGAUCACCUCCAGCCCGGAAUGUCUGCACAGCCUGGUGAGCUGGACCCACAGCCAUGCCGGAGGCUGCCCCUCUGUACCCAGCCUGCAGCAGGUCCUCUCUGCCCAGUACUAUGGCAUCAUACGGGCAGUGUGGGGGUGUGGCGAGGGACACGACUACGCCAUGGAAGCCGACUCUGACACCUCAGACUCUCACCACCAGGAAGUCCAGAAGACGCCGAGUGGUAAUGGAAUGCCGGCAGUCGGUACAGACGGGGGCCCGGUGCCCGUAGGAUACAGCCCAUCGGAUAGGAUGGAGACCACCGUGCCUCUUCCUGAGACGGCCAGGGCUGCUAAUCUUCCAUCACAGAACAGAUCGCCAGCUCUGCCUUUGGAGACUCCCGCACCGCCGUGCCCUGAGCUGGACUCCAUGCAAGAAGAACUAGUUGGAGGAGAUUUCCCUCAGACUUCCAAUGAGCUGGGCAAGGAGGAGGGCAGCGACCUGUCCGAUGGGGAGUCCCGGGGGAAGGAGGAUGGAGAGGAGAGGGGGGACCUCCUGUCUUCAGAUGACUCCUUUGAACCGUAUCCAGAGAAAAGGAUCGCUCCAAGGAAGAGCAGACACAGAGAGGCCAGGAAGAGCCGAGAGCCCCGGGAGAGGAAGAAGCCGGGCCCCAAACCAGGCUGGAAGAAUCUGAUAAAGAGAGAACGGGAGGAGCUGCCUACAAUCUACAAGUGUCCUUACCAGGGCUGCACUGCCGUCUACAGAGGUGCCGAUGGGAUGAAGAAACAUAUUAAGGAACAUCACGAGGAGGUGCGGGAGCGACCCUGCCCCCAUCCCGGCUGCAACAAAGUGUUCAUGAUAGACCGCUACCUGCAGAGACACGUCAAGCUCAUCCACACAGAGGAGAGGAAUUACAUCUGUGACCAGUGUGGACAGGCCUUCAAACAACGGAAACACUUAUCUGUGCAUCAGAUGAGACACUCAGGAGCCAAACCCUUACAAUGUGAAGUGUGCGGCUUCCAGUGCAGACAGCGGGCGUCACUCAAGUAUCACAUGACCAAGCACAAGGCCGAGGCCGACCUGGACUUCGCGUGCGACCAAUGCGGGAAACGUUUCGAGAAGGCGCACAAUCUCAACGUUCACAUGUCUAUGGUCCACCCGCUCACCCAGAGCCCCGCCAAGCCCCCCGAAACUGAACCCGACACCCCCUCAGGGACGAUGGAAGCUGUGAAACCAGAACUGGCCCGACAAUUGCCCGGCUGAGGACCGGACAGGAAACAAAGAAAUGGACACUUUAAACUUUUUUAUACAAUUUUUAAUUGUUUUGCUGUACAAAGCACAAGGCAGGCCCCCCCCCCCCCCCCGAGUUCUGCGACUUCAUACAGUGAACAUAAAGUCUUAUUUUUUUGGUGGCACUCCGGGCGUCCCCUCCCCCGAAGUGUUCCGCGCUUCCUCCUCCUCCAUGAACUGGAAAGCAGACGCUGCAGCGCAGUGUUUCCUCCUCUCUGGGUGUCCUGACAUAAAUUUAGGUAGGUAGGUAGGUGGAUAAUUUAUGAUAACUCAUGUGAAAGCCUUUGAAUAAAUUAUUUACACAGUAAA
Rana temporaria (common frog) is the source of this 2162-nucleotide messenger RNA. RefSeq names its product zinc finger protein 276 (gene ZNF276). The record is from RefSeq and is a predicted model, not a curated record. NCBI's taxonomy places the organism in Eukaryota, Metazoa, Chordata, Amphibia, Anura, Ranidae. The transcript has 11 exons. Gene Ontology annotation, molecular function: chromatin insulator sequence binding; zinc ion binding. The coding region runs from base 111 to 1826 and encodes 571 amino acids. Gene Ontology annotation, biological process: regulation of transcription by RNA polymerase II. Gene Ontology annotation, cellular component: nucleus; chromosome; kinetochore.